AUGUCUACCAGUAUUCAUACAGAAGAUUGGGCUGAAGUCAAAGAACUGACGGAACAAGUGCAGUCAGGGAUGGCAGUCGGAGAGCAACACGUUUACCAGCAGGCUCUGGCGCUCCUGGACACCACUGAUCCACGCGCCUGGCUUGCUCCCAGUCCCACCUUGCAAGGCACCUGCGCGGCACACGCCGAUUACCUGCUGCAUUCGCCUGUCUCAAUAGCAACACACAACUUACAGCAGGUCGUGGAUUCCAGUAAUGGUAGUUUGCUAAGAAGAACUAAGAGUCCCUCCGCAAAAGUGAGGGAGCUGUGCAAACUGAAAGGUGUAGGGGUUGACGAGCUUGACUGCAGGCAAAGAGCCCCACCAAGCAAACAGGUAAACGGGGUGCAGAAACAGAGACGGCUUGCUGCCAAUGCUAGAGAGAGGAGGAGAAUGCAUGGCCUGAACCACGCCUUUGACCAGCUUCGGAAUGUCAUACCAUCAUUUAACAACGAUAAGAAACUUUCUAAAUACGAAACUUUACAGAUGGCGCAGAUCUACAUCAGUGCACUUUCAGAUCUGCUGCAGGGUCCCGAAGGAGAACAGCAGCAGCGCCAGGCAUCCAAAGCAGAAGCUGGGCGAACCGUAUAUGAGGUGGCGGGUACAAGCUGCAGACGUAUCCAGCAGCCUUAUUCGUUGCAAAUUUCUUCACCGGAGCCGUUUGUAUACGAUGAAGGACCAUUUACUGAGGGUCCCAAAGGAGCAAGUCCCACCAUGGUGCCAGAGGACAGCGACACAUCGCCGUGCAAUCGCUCCCACCGAAGUGAUGGAGAGUUUUCGCCCCGCUCUCAUUACAGUGACUCAGAUGAGGCUGGAGUUGAACUUCAGAGCGAAGAGGACGAGUUGUGCGACGUGGGUACCCGCUUGCAGACUCGCCACCCAAACUACUGACACAGCAGAUGCAGUCAUACAUUUUGUGAUGAACGAUAUAUAACUAUUUUUGACUGUAUGCAUCUGUAGCAAUAAGACUGCACAGAUACUGUCUGUGCGCUCCAGAGUUUUCCAUUCACUGCUAUUUAUUCGACGCCUGAAGUUUUCUUCGAGUGGUCACUGACCUAAAAAGAGAAUGGGAACUAUAACGAAAUACAUUUAUAAGUGACUUUUGACCACGAGGGGGGGGGGGGUGAUGCAACACAACCAAACUGUAUAUUCCUUACCGUGGACUCUGCCAAUGUGUGUUUUCAUUUUGCUAUUAUACCAGGGAGAUAACCCUGAGCAACAUUUUGUCUUCCAAAGUAAUUACCAGUACAUGUUGAGGGAGAGAGAAAAAAUAUAAUUGUGCAUAAUCCACUAGAUGUAAAUAAUAAAAUACAGUGCUAUUAUAAAUUUUAUACAGCCCGCUUGCGUUGUACACUGCGUAUGCACUUUAUAAAAAGCCAUUGACUUUAACUGUAAGGCUUUUGCAAUGGAGCAGCGAAAAAGAGGUAAAUAAUGACUGCAGACAACUGCCAAUUUGUGCGAAGAGUUAUUUAAUGUAGUUCAGUCAUUGAAAUGUUUGUAUGUUUUAAGCACCAUUUUGUUGGUAAAGCACAGUUUUCAGUUUUUUGGAUAUGUUAGAGUAUUAAUUUAUUAUUUCGAGUGUAAUUCCGCUUUUUUACAAAACUUUUGUAUAAGCUGCAUUUGUAUUAAUUUUAAAACUUGUCAUGCAUUUUUGGUGCGCUGGGAGCUGCAGA
Molecule: messenger RNA, 1709 nt
Organism: Protopterus annectens (West African lungfish)
Lineage: Eukaryota; Metazoa; Chordata; Ceratodontiformes; Protopteridae
Gene: ATOH1
Product: atonal bHLH transcription factor 1
Exons: 1
Coding region: 1-927 (308 amino acids)
Molecular function (GO): protein dimerization activity
Source: RefSeq, a predicted model, not a curated record